AUGGGACCAGCCAGCUAUAAGAUUGAACGUAGUCCACAAAAGGACUUUGAAGUAUCACAUUGGUUUGAUGGCUUUGGAGAGACGCACCGAUUCCAGAUAAUCGUAAAUAAUGGCGGAAAACCUAAAGUUAUCUAUACUUCUCGCCAUCAGGAUGACGAACUGACGAACACCAUCCGCCAAUCCGGAACUUAUUCUUUCAUAACAUUCGCCCAGAAGAGAGACCCAUGCAUUGGCAUUUUUGGAAAGGUCAUGAGCUUCUUUGAACGGAUAUUGACUAAGCCUUUUGCCAAUAAUGUGAAUGUCGCUAUAUAUCCAAAUAUGCGUAUCAAAUCAAACCAAAGAGGUGUUUUGAGGGGUACCCCUAAACAUUCGAGUGGGGUCGACAGCUUGUGGUUGACGACCGAUUGCUCUAUUUUGAAAGAGUUGGACCCUCUAACUUUAGAACCAAUUGGUGUGGAAUAUCAGACUGCCCUUCAUCCAUUAUUAUCGGGACCACUGUCCUGUGCUCAUGCCAUGUCAGACCCGAUUACUGGCGAUGUGUACAAUUACAAUUUGAAUUUUGGUCGAUUUGCAACGUAUCGUGUGUUCCGAGUUUCGGCUUCGUCGGGCGAGACCGAAAGUUUAGCCGCAAUAGCUGGUGCUGGCGUCGAGCCUGCGUACUUGCAUUCGUUUUUCAUCACUGCCGAUUUUGUGAUUCUCUGCGUAUGGGGAGCUCGUCUUGACCACUGUGGAUUCAACAUCUUCCUCGGGUGGAAUGUCUUGGAUGCGAUUAAUCCAUUUGAUCCUUCCAAACCAGUAAGGUGGUUCGUGAUAGAUCGAAAAGCUGGUCGCGGUGUCGUAGCAGAGUUCCAAAGUCCAGCAGCAUUUUGUUUCCAUACCGUUAACGCAUGGCAAACCGUGAACGCCGAAGGACAAAUAGAUAUAGUCUGCGAGUACCUUGAAUACCAAAAUCUGGAUAUUCUGUACGAAUUCUAUUAUUAUGAAAUCGUAUCAACAUCAAAGCAAGCCGUUAGCCGAAAAGGAAUUGAUUCUCAUGCGGCGUUGACGAAAUAUUGUCUGUCAAACAUUAGAGGAAAGAUUUUAGACCGCAAGGUAGGCGACGAGAUACCACAUGCAAAGCUUGUGUUGCAGAUACCAAGGGCUGGGGAAUUACCAACCAUAAAUCCUAAUUUCAGCAUGAGAGAAAGCAAAUUUUUGUACACAGUCGUCAAUCGAGGAUACUCAACAUUCAUGGAUGGUAUCUUAAAGGUAGACACGAUGAACAGCACAACCAUCAUACUGGGAGAAUCCGGUUGGUCGUACUCCUGGGGAGGCAAUCUUCAUCCCUGA
This is a messenger RNA of Sclerotinia borealis F-4128, 1329 nucleotides long. NCBI's taxonomy places the organism in Eukaryota, Fungi, Ascomycota, Leotiomycetes, Helotiales, Sclerotiniaceae. The record is from the annotation of a GenBank genome assembly.